Messenger RNA from Chaetomium strumarium, 1773 nucleotides. Its product is annotated as kinase-like domain-containing protein. Gene Ontology annotation, biological process: cellular response to oxidative stress; protein phosphorylation. The transcript has 4 exons. Gene Ontology annotation, molecular function: calcium/calmodulin-dependent protein kinase activity; ATP binding. NCBI's taxonomy places the organism in Eukaryota, Fungi, Ascomycota, Sordariomycetes, Sordariales, Chaetomiaceae. The coding region runs from base 1 to 1773 and encodes 590 amino acids. The record is from RefSeq and is a predicted model, not a curated record.
AUGUCGACAAUACAACAACUCAAAAAUUUCAUCCGUCAUGGCAAGCAAGCCCGGGUGGCCGACGAAUCGUCGGCAAGCGCAAAGUACGACAACCCGCAACCCAAACAUCAACAGCCUCCGAAGACGGCAGCAACAGAACCUUUGCUGGGCGACAAUACCGAUAGACAUCGCCGCGACGCAACAAAUCGCGCUGACCCCGCCCAACCCCAAGCCGCAGAAGUAAAAGCGAAACAACACAAGCGCAUCCCCGACGAAAACAUUGCAAAGCUUAUUGCUGAAGAGAACGAGAGCAAAAGCAAGUUCCCCGUCUACCCGGGCCUCGAGCGGUGGGAACUCGUGGAGAAGAUGGGCGACGGUGCCUUCAGCAAUGUCUAUCGGGCCCGAGACCGCGAAGGAAUCCUGGGAGAGGUAGCUAUCAAGGUCGUCCGCAAGUUCGAGAUGAACAGUUUGCAGAGGGCGAAUAUCCUGAAGGAGGUGCAGAUCAUGAAGCAGAUCGACCACCCUAACAUCAUCAAGCUCAUCGACUUCUCCGAGUCUCGGCAAUACUACUACAUCAUCCUUGAGUUGGCCCCUGGAGGAGAGCUGUUUCACCAAAUCGUGCGGUUGACCUACUUCAGCGAAGAUUUGUCUCGUCACGUCAUCACUCAGGUCGCAAAGGCGUUGGAGUAUCUACAUGAAGAGAGGGGAAUUGUUCACCGAGACAUCAAGCCGGAGAACAUCCUGUUCAAUCCCAUACCCUUCAUCCCGUCAAAGCACCCGAAGCCUAAGCAGCCCGGGGAUGAAGACAAGGUUGACGAGGGUGAAUUCAUCAGGGGCGUUGGCGCCGGUGGCAUUGGGCAGAUCAAGAUUGCCGAUUUCGGGCUUUCCAAGAUCGUCUGGGACAACCAGACCAUGACACCUUGUGGCACUGUCGGGUACACAGCGCCCGAGAUCGUCAAGGACGAAAGGUAUUCGAAAUCAGUCGACAUGUGGGCUCUGGGGUGCGUUCUCUACACGUUGCUGUGUGGAUUCCCGCCUUUCUACGACGAGAGCAUUGAGGUGCUCACUGAGAAGGUGGCCAAGGGCCAAUACACAUUCCUUUCGCCGUGGUGGGAUGACAUCAGCCAGUCAGCCAAGGACUUGAUUUCACAUCUACUUUGCGUGGACCCGGAGAAGCGAUAUACGAUCAGAGAAUUCCUCGCCCACCCCUGGAUCCGCGAGAUCGGGCCUACGCCACGGGAGGAAAAGAAAUUGCCGGCAGAUCAGGCAUUGCGCGCCUUUGAUAUGGGCUCGCUCGUAGAGGGCGACAAACGCUACGACUUCCGGUCUCCUGCUGCCAUCAACCUCCGCGAGGUCUUCGAUGUCGGCUACGCAGUGCACCGGCAGGAGGAGGAAGGCAAGCGGCGGAAACAGAUUGGUGGCAAGGCUGGCGUAUCACGUCUUGACGAGCUGGAUGAAGACGACGAAAUGGAGGAGGACGAGAACAUCGCGCAAGUCCUUCAAAAUGCUAAUGUCGGCACCGGUUCCUCGACUCAGCAAAUCGAACAACGCAUGAAAAACACACAGAUCCGCGAGCAGGAGCAUCGGGGCCGUGACCGCGAGAGGAGAGCGCACCCGCCACCCGCGGCAGCUGCCGAGCAGCGCGGUUAUGGCCAGCACUCGGCUACGGUUGCCGCAGCUGCGAGGCAACAGGUGCGCGAGCGUAAUAAGCAAAAGGGCCCAUUCGAGCUCAACUUAGAUGGUGCCACGCUGCUUGGCCGUCGCGGGAUGAAGCCCGCUGCGAGGGUAGCAUAG